CGCCCGGUUUUCUGCGCUGCGCUGAGUGGCCGCGUCGCUCUCGUACAGCCGCUGGCACUCCUCGGGGUGUCGGGCACGAUGGCGGCUAAGGCCCCGGCAGCCGAGGCCGUGGCUUCGCGCCUGGAGCGGCAGGAGGAGGACAUCCGCUGGCUGUGGGCGGAGGUCCAGCGCCUGAGGGACGAGCAGCUGAACGCGCCCGACAGGUGCCAGGCCGAGGGGCAGUGCCUCACGCGGGAGGUGGCGCAGCUCCGGGCCGAGAACCGCGACCUGCGCCACCGCCUGUACCGCCUGCGGCUGUGCCUCGCCGAGGAGCUGAGCCGCCGGGCCAAGCUGGAGAGCGCGGCGCGGGCGGCUGGGGCCCAGGACGAGGCCCGGUGCGCGGCUGCCGGCGCGCAGCCUCCUUCUAGUCAAAGCCAAGAAAAGAAUGCUAAAAAGAAGAAGAUGAAGGAAAGUGAGCCAGACAGUGAGGUGAAAUAUCAACCAAAUUUCAUAAAAGAAAGAUUGAAGCUUUUUGAAAUACUGAAGCGAGAUCAUCAGCUCUUACUUUCCAUUUAUGAAAAAAAGGAGAAUGCAAGCAAUAUGAUCACAGUAAGAGUGGCUGAUGGGAAAACAGUCCAAGGGGAAGUUUGGAAAACCACACCUUAUCAAGUGGCAGUUGAAAUUAGUCAAGAACUGGCUGAAAGCACAGUAAUAGCCAAAGUAAAUGGUGAAUUAUGGGACCUGGACCGCCCGCUGGAAGGGGAUUCCACUCUAGAGCUGCUCACGUUUGAUAACGAGGAAGCUCAAGCUGUGUACUGGCACUCCAGUGCUCACAUUCUUGGGGAGGCCAUGGAGCUUUACUAUGGAGGCCACCUGUGUUACGGUCCACCCAUUGAAAAUGGAUUUUAUUAUGACAUGUUCAUGGAAGACAGAGCAGUAUCCAGCACAGAAUUGUCAGCGCUGGAAAACAUAUGCAAAACUAUCAUAAAAGAAAAGCAACCCUUUGAAAGAUUAGAAGUCAGCAAGGAAGUCCUCCUGGAAAUGUUUAAGUACAAUAAAUUUAAAUGCCGCAUUCUGAAUGAGAAAGUUAACACUCCAAGUACCACAGUUUACAGGUGCGGUCCACUAAUUGACCUUUGUAAAGGCCCCCAUGUGAGACACACUGGAAAAAUUAAAGCCAUAAAAAUUUUCAAGAACUCCUCAACAUAUUGGGAGGGCAAUCCUGAAAUGGAAACACUGCAGAGGAUCUAUGGGAUAUCAUUUCCUGACAACAAGAUGAUGAGAACCUGGGAAAAGUUCCAAGAGGAAGCCAAGAGCCGAGAUCACAGGAAAAUCGGGAAGGAGCAAGAGCUUUUCUUUUUCCAUGAUCUGAGUCCUGGAAGCUGUUUUUUUCUUCCCAGAGGAGCCUUCAUUUAUAACACACUUAUGGAUUUCAUACGAGAGGAAUAUCACAAACGUAACUUCACGGAAGUGGUCUCUCCCAAUGUGUACAACAGUAAACUCUGGGAAACCUCUGGCCACUGGCAGCAUUACAGUGAGAACAUGUUCGCCUUUGAGAUUGAAAAGGACACUUUUGCCCUCAAACCCAUGAAUUGUCCAGGGCACUGUCUGAUGUUUGCCCAUCGUCCACGAUCUUGGAGGGAAAUGCCCAUUAGAUUUGCUGAUUUUGGAGUUCUGCAUAGAAAUGAACUGUCGGGGACUUUGAGUGGCUUGACCCGAGUCAGGCGCUUCCAGCAGGAUGAUGCUCACAUCUUUUGCACCAUGGAGCAGAUUGAAGAAGAAAUAAAGGGGUGUUUGCAGUUUUUGCAGUCUGUUUACUCAACUUUUGGCUUCUCCUUCCAAUUAAACCUGUCAACAAGGCCUGAAAACUUUCUAGGAGAGAGUGAGAUGUGGGAUGAAGCUGAAAAGCAACUGCAGAAUAGCUUGAUGGAAUUUGGAGAACCAUGGAAAAUGAACCCAGGAGAUGGAGCAUUUUAUGGCCCUAAAAUUGAUAUAAAAAUCAGGGAUGCUAUUGGCAGAUACCAUCAGUGUGCUACAAUUCAGCUGGACUUCCAACUGCCUAUUAGAUUUAAUCUCACAUAUGUUAGUAAGGAUGGGGAUGAUAAGAAGAGACCUGUAAUCAUUCAUCGAGCCAUCUUGGGGUCCGUGGAAAGAAUGAUAGCCAUUCUUUCAGAAAACUACGGGGGAAAAUGGCCUUUCUGGCUGUCUCCUCGCCAGGUAAUGGUCAUCCCUGUGGGGCCAACUUGUGACGAAUAUGCACUUCAGGUAUCCAGUGAAUUUUUUGAAGAAGGAUUCAUGGCUGAUGUUGAUUUAGAUCAUAGUUGUACACUGAAUAAGAAAAUACGAAAUGCACAGCUGGCUCAGUAUAAUUUUAUUUUGGUGGUUGGAGAAAAGGAAAAGAUAAAUGAUGCUGUAAACGUUCGAACAAGAGACAACAAAAUUCAUGGAGAGAUUUCAGUAACUUCUGCCAUUGAUAAAUUGAAGAAUCUCAAGAAAUCACGUACACUAAAUGCUGAGGAAGACUUCUGAAGUCCUCUCCUUAUACUUCUAUGUAACUUUGUUUUGACCCUUAAAAAUGUAUUUUUCUUAUCCAGUUAACAUAUUAGUACUUUUACGAACUGUAGACCUCCUGAUGAGUCCACUCAUGGGCUAAGUUGAGAAAGGAGACAAUAAAUCAGCAGCUGAUGUGUACAACGUUUAAUUCACUGUUGUACUCUGGGGACAAUAAGAGGGCAAGCGUGGGAAAUUGUCAAGCAAUCAAUGCCUUAAGAGACUUAAAUGGGGAAACAUUAUUCACUGAAAGAGGGAACCACUAGGAAAUGAGGAUUGUGAAAUGUUAUAAGAUUUGUGAUUUUCAGAAGGUGGGCUUCAAAUAAAAGUCUGCAAGGUUUUUUUGAACAUGGGGAAAAAUCUUGUAAGAUCAUGUCUCAGGUAUUUUUAUGACUGUUCUACUAAAGUUCACACUGAAACUUUAUCUUCAAAAUUGCAAUCAUUACUUAAUUUUGUUUUAACUAAACAACCACAAAAGCAGCAACUAGCACUAAGUAUUGGAUUACUGACAAAAGACUCUGCAGAUCACAGAAACUCGGUGUUGUGGAAUCUGUUGUUUGCACUGUGUGUUGAGUUGUCCUUUGAAUGCUCUAAUUCAUAACUGAGCCUUGUUCAUCUUUAGAAAAAAUAAACUGUGUCACACAGUGUU
Lemur catta (Ring-tailed lemur) is the source of this 3178-nucleotide messenger RNA. It is a transcript of the gene TARS3, whose product is annotated as threonyl-tRNA synthetase 3. The coding region runs from base 79 to 2508 and encodes 809 amino acids. The record is from RefSeq and is a predicted model, not a curated record. NCBI's taxonomy places the organism in Eukaryota, Metazoa, Chordata, Mammalia, Primates, Lemuridae. Gene Ontology annotation, biological process: threonyl-tRNA aminoacylation. Gene Ontology annotation, cellular component: cytoplasm. The transcript has 19 exons. Gene Ontology annotation, molecular function: threonine-tRNA ligase activity; ATP binding.